This is a messenger RNA of Papaver somniferum (opium poppy), 312 nucleotides long. Its product is annotated as pre-rRNA-processing protein TSR1 homolog. Gene Ontology annotation, molecular function: GTPase activity; GTP binding; U3 snoRNA binding. The record is from RefSeq and is a predicted model, not a curated record. Gene Ontology annotation, biological process: ribosome biogenesis; endonucleolytic cleavage of tricistronic rRNA transcript (SSU-rRNA, 5.8S rRNA, LSU-rRNA); maturation of SSU-rRNA from tricistronic rRNA transcript (SSU-rRNA, 5.8S rRNA, LSU-rRNA). The transcript is spliced from 4 exons. Bases 1 to 312 code for a protein of 103 amino acids. Gene Ontology annotation, cellular component: 90S preribosome. NCBI's taxonomy places the organism in Eukaryota, Viridiplantae, Streptophyta, Magnoliopsida, Ranunculales, Papaveraceae.
AUGGUUCAGGAAGCGCUUCGGGUAGCAGCAAAGGCUGUCGUUCUUGACUUACAGCCUGAGAUGAAGAUAAUGAAGGAAAUCAAGCUGAAAGGAACUCCUCUAAAAAUCAAGCAGAGGAAGUCUCUUAUCAAGUUUGAACCAGAAGAUGUUGAUGUUGUUGAAUUUAUAGGUUCACCUAUUUGGACUCAGAGUGGAAAUCGGGGGCAUGUUAACGAGGCGGCAAAGAGAGACGGGAUUGCUAAAUGCACGUUUAAGAGGAAAAUGCGUAUGAGUGACAUUGUUUUCAUGCGUGUGUUGCAUGAACCCCGCUGA